AAGGCUUCUGUGGAUUCUGCGUCGAGAAACUGCAACUGUCAGCCGAGCAGCAUUUCAGCUGUUUUGGCGGCUGCAUCAUCAGUGACGUGUUAAAAAGUUUCUUCUGCCGAGAUUUGAACGACCAUUCUGUGCUCCCGUGCCACCCGGUGCAAAGGAUUGUGCAAGUUCGUGGACAAAUAAGGCUACGUGUUAAAGUAAAUCACUCAAUAUGGAUCACUCGAAGCAUCGGGGGUUUGUCCCCAUGGCGAAGAAGGUACCGCUGAAGGAGGAAUCGACAUCAUACCGGGUGCACAUUGCGCUGGGAUUGUUUCUCUUUAUACUGUUCCUGUCGUUCCCGACGCUUUGCGGUGCCCAUGGACCGCACGCCCACGAUCAUGAUCACCUGCACGAGCAUGAACAUCACCAUCAUGAAAAUCCCAGUUUCAAGUACUCUAAGCACGCGAACGAAAUGUAUGAGGAGCCGGUGGCCGAUCCACAUCAUCACCAUCAUCACGAGCAUGAUCAUGAUCAUGGGCAUCACCAUCAUCAUCAUGAUCAUGGCCACGACGAUCAUCACCAUCAUCACCACCACGAUGAAAAGCCUGUCGUUGACAGUAAGCCACCGAAAGACACCUUCUACAUUUGGGUCCAUUCGCUUGGCUCUACGCUCCUUAUCAGUGCGGCUCCAUUUUUCAUCCUGUUUGCCAUCCCGCUGGAUAACACCGAAGAAAUGCAACCUCGGCUGAAGACACUGCUCGCUUUCGCUUCUGGUGGUCUGCUAGGUGAUGCGUUUCUUCACCUGAUUCCCCACGCCAUCCAGCCACACUCGCAUGAUGGUCACGGUCAUGGGCAUAGUCACGGACACGAUCACCACGGCCAUGGGCAUAGUCACGGUGAAGGAGAACACGAAAGCCAUGGGCAUGAUAUGCGCGUGGGUCUGUGGGUGUUGGCCGGAAUUAUCGUUUUUCUGGCGGUUGAAAAGUUUGUCCGUUUGAUUAAGGGUGAUACCGGGCACGGGCAUAGCCAUGGUGCCAAGACCUCACCGCCACCGUCUCCGACCGAGGGAAAGAAAGAUAAAAAACCCUCCAAGGACAAGAAAAGCCAGGAAGUGGCCAGCACAUCCAAGUCAAAGAAGGAGGAAGCCAAAGCUAAAGGAAAAGCUGUCCGCAAGGAACCGAAGAAGGAAUCGAAAAUCAAAAUCGCCGGAUAUUUGAACCUGGCAGCGGAUUUUACGCACAACUUUACCGAUGGCCUGGCGAUUGGCGCUUCGUAUCUGGCCGGGAGCAGCAUCGGUAUCAUUACCACCAUCACGAUCCUGCUGCACGAGGUACCGCACGAAAUUGGUGACUUUGCCAUCCUCAUCAAGUCGGGAUGCUCGAAAAAGAAAGCGAUGCUGCUGCAGCUAACGACGGCAGUCGGUGCGCUGGCCGGUACCGUACUGGCCCUGCUCGGAAGUGGGAGUGACGCUGCAGAAUCAUGGGUCCUUCCCUUCACUGCUGGCGGAUUUAUCUACAUCGCGACCGUUUCAGUCAUUCCGGAGCUGCUGGAGGAGUCGACGAAAUUGUGGCAAUCACUAAAGGAGAUUACGGCCAUGCUGGCCGGCGUGGGCAUGAUGGUAAUUAUUGCAAACUUUGAGUGAGAGGCGGACGAAACGCAAAACACCUUCUCUGCUCCAGUUAACCUGUGUGUACCUUUGGUAGUCGUCGUGGUCGUCGUUCUCUUCCUGUUAGCGUACGCAUUUUUUCUUUGUGUGUUAUUUAGAGUUGUGUGCGAAGAACAUUGAAAACAUAAGUUUUCCUUUGUUUUUCUACUACUCGUAAGUGAACGGUGUUGAUGUUUGUACAAAAGGUCCACGGUCCAGCCAACACAGUGAGUUUGUUUAACAUUGGCACCCUAGCCUUUCCGAUUGUUUUGCAUAACAUUUUAUAGUUAGGGAAUGAUAAAGUCGCUGCUUAUUUCUGAUACGUUAGGUUUACAAAACUUUGUACGAGAGCAAUAAUAAUAAUAUAAUGCUAGUAAAAGUAGAACAGAUAAAGAUAAUAAAAGAAAGACCGGAUAGAAAUACGUUGGCAACGUAAGAACCUUU
Messenger RNA from Anopheles coustani, 2065 nucleotides. It is a transcript of the gene Catsup, whose product is annotated as protein catecholamines up. Lineage: Eukaryota; Metazoa; Arthropoda; Insecta; Diptera; Culicidae. The transcript is spliced from 3 exons. The record is from RefSeq and is a predicted model, not a curated record. Gene Ontology annotation, biological process: intracellular zinc ion homeostasis; zinc ion transmembrane transport. Gene Ontology annotation, molecular function: zinc ion transmembrane transporter activity. The coding region runs from base 209 to 1618 and encodes 469 amino acids. Gene Ontology annotation, cellular component: membrane.